GGACGACACGAACCCGCCUUGCAUAGAGCGCCUGGAGUUGCUGUUUAUCCAGGCCUGGCGCACCAACGUGGAGGGGGAGCUUCUCGCAUUUUUAUUCGGUAUAGUGCGAACCGGUCAUCAGGAACUUAUCACGCAAGAGCUCAUGAUCCCGGUAGCACAGCUGGCAGAUGAUCUCCCUCUUGACAUCAUCUCGCAAGACGACGAGCAUCCAGUCCCCCACGUCCUUUCUCGCACGUUAACACCUUAUCUUCAGUGGUCGGCUUGCGUGGAGGGAGCCGCCGAGCGUAUCCCGCCGUCGCAGCAACAAUACUUGGAUCCCCGGACGGCUCGCGAUCCUGCCUUCUUCAGGCACCCUACAACGGAACAGCUUGCUGCCAUUCGAGUAGAAGAGGAAGAAGAAGAGAGCUCCGGGAGUUACGAAGGCGAAAACGCGAGGGGAGAAGGCGGGGAUAGUGACGAAGUGUUCGGCGAAGAAGACGAAACCCCAGAAGAAGAAAGCUAUAGCGAGUAUAGCGAGGGGGAACAGGGCGAAGAAAAAGAAGAAGACGAGGAAGGAGAAAAGGAGCACGAAGAGGAAUCUGCUGGAUCGGAGUGGGAAGCCGUGCCGGAGGAAGCACUGCGUACGGGUACGCAGGCGGAAGAUCCCGAGGCGGACCGCAAGAGAGAAGAGAUUGCGGCCGGAAAGCAGUUGGAACUCACGAGCGCGGCGAGUCUGCAAAGCUACGACGACCCGAACCAAGAUCCGGAGCCGCCCCGACCUGAAGAUGGCGACCUCGCGGCCACGACUCCGACCCCAUCAGCGUGGCGAAGAAGCCGAUCCCCCUCCUCCCCAACCCAUCCCCCAAGCUUCGCCUUCUCAGAGCAGGCCUACGAGGCUGCUCGACAGUCCCAGAAGAUGCGGAGUCCCUUCUCCGACGCCCCAUCUUCUUCGCGAUCCACCGCCGCCGCCACCCAGUCACGCGGUGCUACUCGCGAUCGAUCCUUCGGUCGAUCCUUCUUCGUCGGCCGCUUUCGCCGACCAGCUCGACCUAGAGCGCCAUUCUCUCGGCGCUACAGUUCUUUGGAGUGCAGCGAGGACGUUUCGGUCGAGCUUGACCCUACUCUUGGGGACACCCCCGAGGACAUCGAGCUCCGAGACGUCAUCCAGUAUCACUUGGAUGACGACACUGUCCCGGCGGCCGAGCGCCUGCAGAUAGCCAUAUUCGCCAUGGGUCGUGCGCGUAGUCGGGUUGCACAGGAUGGCGCCCGCACGUUCACGGUUCCUCAGGUAGACCUCCCGCAUAGUUUUGUCCCUCCUCGCGGAGCUCUAUCCCUUGAGGAGCGAGCCGUCCUCGAGGUCCGUCGCGGCUGCCUUCGUUGUCGCCAGGAUGGACACACCUCCUCGCGGUGUCCAUACCAUGUUGCCCUCUCGUGUCCACCAUUAGACACCCUACCGACUCUCGAUUCCAAGGGCGACGAAACUCAAGCGUCAUCUUGAGGAGCUCCUUAGAUUGGGUUUCAUUAAACCCAGUAACUCCCCUUGGGGUGCACCCGUCCUCUUUGCUAGCAAAGCGGACAAAA
This is a messenger RNA of Chara braunii, 1560 nucleotides long. The record is from the annotation of a GenBank genome assembly. Lineage: Eukaryota; Viridiplantae; Streptophyta; Charophyceae; Charales; Characeae.